Messenger RNA from Phytomonas sp. EM1, 486 nucleotides. Lineage: Eukaryota; Euglenozoa; Kinetoplastea; Trypanosomatida; Trypanosomatidae. The record is from the annotation of a GenBank genome assembly.
AUGCGAAAUAACUUCGGAUCGCAAGAGGAGGAGCAUCAAGACCCCAACGAGACCCCCUCCGGCCUCACGUGGACGGUGUGGGUGGAGGUCUUCCCCCCCACCUCUUUGGCGUUCUACACGUUAAGGGAGAGGAUGCCGAGGCCUCCCGAAUUCUCCCCCAUGUCGGCCCUCGUUGAGGGAUUGGGCUGGGGUGACACUGAGGACUUCUCGAGCGACCUUCAGCCCUCCUGGCUAAUCCGGCUGCUCUGGGGUGGGGAAUCGGAGGAGGAAUCCUUCCUUGCGGUGUUUCGGCCCCCCCUUCCCUCUGUGGAGGUCAGAUUCCGUCGUGACAUCGCCCCGCCCGCUACGCAGCACAGGGACAUUCCUGUCAACCUGGAGCGCAGCCGCGAACAUAUGGAGCCCCCAACAACCCACUCUCAGGACACGAUUGCGAUGCAAAACCAAGCAUCUCUCCAAGCAGUGGAAGAGAUGCUACGUUCCCCUUAG